ACACAUCAUCAUCACCCGCCAUUGCCACUCACGCCUCUCACACUUUUCCUGGCAUAAAGCGCUGCUUGCUGGCUGCUCCGUUGUCGUCCGCCCACAUCUGCCUGUUUGUUUGUGACACCCCCCCCCCCUUAAACAGGUUCCAUUCAUUUCCGCACCUCACUCUUUCCCUAGACUCGACACACCAUGGCUUUGAAGCGAAUUCACAGAGAACUCAAGGAUCUUGAGCGUGAUCCUCCUGCACAAUGCUCGGCUGGUCCUGUUGGUGAUGAUUACUUCCACUGGUCGGCAACCAUCAUGGGUCCUUCAGAUAGCCCCUUCCAAGGGGGCGUCUUCUUCCUCGACAUUCACUUCCCCGCAGACUACCCGUUCAAGCCGCCAAAGGUCUCGUUCCAAACAAAGAUCUACCACCCCAACAUCAACUCGUCUGGCGGCAUCUGCCUCGACAUUCUCAAGUCACAGUGGAGCCCGGCAUUGACCAUCUCCAAGGUGCUCCUCUCCAUUUGCUCCCUCCUGACAGACCCCAACCCGGAUGACCCGCUCGUGCCCGAGAUUGCCCGCCUCUACAAGACAGACCGUGCCAAGUACGAGAAGACGGCACGCGAGUGGACCACCAAGUACGCCACCUAAUCCUCGUGCCUUCCAAUCUUCUUAACUGUCGUGUUUUGUUUUGUGUGUCUCUUGUUGUCGUCGUUGUCGUUGUCGUCGUCGUUGUGGGUGCUUGAUGUGGUUCACCGCUGAGGUCAUCGUGCACUGUUUCCACAAGCACAUGUGCUCGUUCGCAUUGUGAUGGAUGGGUUGAUCUUCGACUCGUCAUUCUUCCCAGCCGCACGCUUUGGUGGUUUUGCUCCCCGUUCACCUCGGGUGGAAACGCCGUGCUUGCCUUUGUGUGAACAGCUGCAUCGUUUGUGCGUGUGUGUGCGUGUGUCAGUGUGUGUCCCUCUCCUGUCUCUUUUGCUGCCCCGACCCAUUUUUCUCCUUCUUGUUCUGUUUGUUGGUUUGUUGUUGUUGUUGUUGUCGCAACAACAACACACCCUGCACCAGCCCAUAUGUACACCAGGCAUGUUGUGUGUGUAUGUUUCUUCUUCCCUUGAACAUCAUGCGAUUGCUUGUCGUUGACUCUGGGCGGUUGUCCUCGAAUAGAACUGGAAAGCGAGAACCAGACAGCG
Molecule: messenger RNA, 1166 nt
Organism: Salpingoeca rosetta
Lineage: Eukaryota; Choanoflagellata; Craspedida; Salpingoecidae
Product: ubiquitin-conjugating enzyme H5b
Exons: 5
Coding region: 184-627 (147 amino acids)
Biological process (GO): ubiquitin-dependent protein catabolic process; protein polyubiquitination
Cellular component (GO): nucleus
Molecular function (GO): ubiquitin conjugating enzyme activity
Source: RefSeq, a predicted model, not a curated record